This is a messenger RNA of Corticium candelabrum, 1296 nucleotides long. RefSeq lists its product as uncharacterized. Gene Ontology annotation, molecular function: zinc ion binding; nucleic acid binding. The transcript has a single exon. Lineage: Eukaryota; Metazoa; Porifera; Homoscleromorpha; Homosclerophorida; Plakinidae. The coding region runs from base 231 to 1097 and encodes 288 amino acids. The record is from RefSeq and is a predicted model, not a curated record.
UCGGCAGGGUGCUGAUAUCCGCUAAUCUAAUAUAAAGAAGGAAGUGUUUACUUUUUCUUGGCGGGCGAUUGUGGUAGUGGUCUUGCGCGGAGACUGAACGAGUUGUACGUGCAUGGUGUUAUAAUUUAACUCUGUUUCACGACUGCUCAGUUCCUGGUGUGCAGGUAACGAAACUGAUCUGGGUGUGAUGCCACCAGCGAUGGCGUUGGAGCACGUGCCCUUUCGUGGUCAUGGGGAUGGACGUCGAGCAGCCGUCGGAGGGAACGCCCGAGGUCGCCACGUCAGGAAGCCAAACAGGCCCCUUCUUUUUGAGUGAGGCGUUCACUCCCGUACCAGCGAAGCUGGUAAAGAAGAUCCAGGCGCUGGAGUUUGUGGAUAUGGCAGAUUUGCUGCCGGACAACAUAGAAAUUCGUCGGCGGGAGGAGGGCUCGUCUCUGGGAGAGGCAGUGACGGCGGUGGGCAGACGGGCACGGCAGGUGGCGCAACUGUCCACGUGGGUGCAGUGCUUUACCACAUACAUUGCAAUCGUGGCAGAAAGGCACCCGAGUAGGGUGCAAGACAUGCUGGCAUACCUCAUGCUCAUUGUCAGAGAGGCGCAGAGAGCAGGAGGAGAUGCUUGGCGGCAGUAUGACGCGAGGUUUCGUAAUUUUGCUGCUGUGCACCAAUCCGUCACAUGGGGACAGCCGCUCCCGUUCAUGUACGCGUCGUGCUUUAUGGCAUCUCGAGCGGUGGCUUCCCCGUGCGAGCACUGCCUGGAGCUGGAUCACUCGUCGGCGGAAUGUGCUUUGGCAUCGCACUGUCAGCCCCUCUUCCCACAGUUGGACACACGCUCCGUGGCCAGCUCGACUCGUUUCGUGCCGUAUCUCUCUGCACCGGCUAGGCCGUGGGUGGAUUACGGCUUCAGACCGAUAUGUCGCAGGUGGAAUAUGGGCGCUUGCAAAGGGGCACGGUGGUGUACCUUCAGGCAUGCUUGUGGAAAGUGUGGGGAGCGUGGUCACAGGUCUGGUGAAUGCAGAGGAAAGGGGCCGGCGAGCGCGUCUUCACAUCAACGAGCGGCAGAGGUGUUGGACAAUACUUGUGCUGUUGUGUUGCAUUAGUGGCAAUGUUGAGUUUUGCGGUUCUUUUUACGGACUCUCUAGUUGUUCACAUAGGCAUGUACUGUUGUUUUUCUGUGGCACACGUACCUCAGUUAGUAUUUACUUAUCCUGUUAGUCUCAUACGGCCCAAGAUGGCUGAGAAGUGUUGACGCUACGUGUUGAGUUUUUUCUGGCUAUUGGCUUUAAUUAAUUAAGACAG